UCAUUGUGAAAUGUGGGAGCGGAACGGGCGGACGGAUGGGUGGAGCCUGGGAGUGUAUUGAUCCCUGUUCUGGGUGUGGCCAAUUGGCGUUGGGCAGGGUGGAUUGGUGCUAGAAGGCCCUCCCACGUCCACACCUUUUCCCCACCAUCCGUUUGAGACCUUAUGGGCCGAACGGCUCAGUCCGGGUCCGGUUAUGUGAUGAGAAGGAGCGGCAAGGAAUAGGAUGUUAGUGCCGGCUGAUAUGCUAGCUGCACAAAGUAAAGUCCUUUACCAGCUGAAUAAGUAUUACGGGGAACGGGUCCAGACGAGGAAGACUACGAUCGCCAAAACGGUCCGUGAGGUGUGCAAAGUAGUUCAAGACGUCCUUCGGGAAGUGGAGGUGCAAGAGCCGAGAUUCAUAUCCUCUCUGACGGAAUGCAACGGCCGGUACGAGGGUCUGGACGUCAUCUCGCCAACCGAGUUCGAAGUCGUUUUGUACCUGAACCAAAUGGGGGUGUUCAAUUUUGUGGACGACGGAUCUUUGCCCGGGUGUGCCGUCCUCAAGCUGAGCGACGGGAGAAAACGGAGCAUGUCCCUUUGGAUCGAGUUCAUCACGGCUUCCGGAUAUCUGUCGGCGAGAAAGAUACGUUCCAGGUUCCAGACGCUGGUCGCUCAGGCGUGUGAUAAGUGCGCUUAUAGAGACUCGGUGAAAAUGAUCGCGGACACGAGUGAAGUCAAACUGAGGAUAAGAGAACGGUACGUCGUUCAGAUAACUCCUUCUUUUAAGUGUUCCGGGGUCUGGCCGAGGUCCGCGGCCCACUGGCCACUGCCUCACAUCCCCUGGCCUCAUCCCAACCUGGUCGCCGAAGUCAAAACGGAAGGAUUUGACCUUCUGAGCAAGGAAUGCGCCGCGAUGCAGGGGAAGCAGUCCGCGAUGGAAGGCGACGCAUGGGUCAUGUCCUUCGUCGAAGUCGAAAGUAGACUUUUAGCCGGAGGCUGCAGGAGACGCUGCCUCAGCCUGCUGAAAACCCUCCGGGACCGGCACCUCGAACUCCCCGGUAACCCCGUCACCGGUUAUCACCUGAAAACCCUUUUACUCUACGAAUGCGAAAAACAUCCUAGGGAGAUGGAAUGGGACGAAUCCUGUCUCGGAGACAGAAUCAGCGGCAUACUCAUGCAGCUCAUUUCCUGCCUGCAGUGUCGGAAAUGCCCCCAUUACUUUCUCCCUCACUUGGACCUUUUCAAAGGGAAAUCGCCGACCGCUUUGGAAAACGCGGCCAAACACGUCUGGAGGCUCACAAGAGAACUGCUCACCAACUCUCGCGCCUUGGACAAAUUAUAAAAAAACGAUUUUUGACAAAACCAAGGAUUUUUUAAAAUAAAACUAGUGAAAAAUUCGUGUUAUGUUUCGCGGGCGGACAAAAUACCGAAGGACUGCUUGUUGGUUUUUUUUACACUUUAUACGAUUUGUGCAAUAUUUCUUUCGUAAUUGUGCUAUGAUUAAGUUUAUAAUUAUUGUAAAUAUUAAAUUAUCUAAGUGUUCAGUCGUGUAAUAAAAUUGUUAAAGCGUUAAAGUGUAUCUUCAAUCAUUCUCCCGGCAACGUCAAGGGACUUCUUUCACCUGAGUAACAAUUUUUAA
Molecule: messenger RNA, 1618 nt
Organism: Cimex lectularius (bed bug)
Lineage: Eukaryota; Metazoa; Arthropoda; Insecta; Hemiptera; Cimicidae
Gene: mab-21
Product: protein mab-21
Exons: 1
Coding region: 224-1321 (365 amino acids)
Source: RefSeq, a predicted model, not a curated record